AACAACAUGAGGACGAGAAGAAUCACUUCCGAGGGCAUAGAGCAGAAAACACACACACAACCCUGCAGACAGCGGCUUUUACAGACACACACGAGUUUUUAAGUGUUGUGUUUGCGAGGUAAAGAUGCUAACAAUGUGGUCGUGAUCUGCAAUGUGAUGUUUGACAGGUGAAAGGUUGUUUUUACUGACGUUUGAGGAAACCCGCUUGAGGCCCGUCUCCUGUCAGUGAUCAUGGCUGAUGAUCCUCAGAGAAACUUCCGCUCGACGUAUUAUGAGAAAGUGGGUUUCAGAGGAGUGGAGGAGAAGAAAUCACUGGAGAUCCUGCUGAAGGACAACCCUCUGGAUGUGGAGAAGCUGAGCACCUUCAGCCAGAGGUUUCCCCUGCCCUCCAUGUACCGCAUCCACGUGUGGAAAGUCUUGCUGGGUAUUCUGCCUCCUCACAGUGACUCUCACGCUCUGGUGCGUCAGUAUCGUGUGGAUCAGUUUGAGGACGUGAGCGGCGCUCUGACCGUCAUGCGCUUCAUCCACGCCUCCACACCGCAGACAGAGAUCUACCUGCGCAUGUUCCAGCUGGAGAACCACACGCUGCCCCGCAGGACCGAGCUCCGGCCGCCCGAUGCGGAGGAUGAAAACUUCCUGGCGAUCGCUCGAGCGAUGGAGGAGAUCGUGGAUGACCCGGUGGACUGUUUCUGGCUCGUCAGAUGCUUCAUCAACCAGUUCAAGCACAAGUUUGGAGACUCCAUCCCUCACCUGCCGAAGAGUCUGGAGCACUUCCUGUCUCAGGAGGAUGUGUGUCUGCUGUCUCACCUGAAGGCGUCUGGAGCUCUGGCUUCACUACCGUACUCACUGUGGUUCAGACGCUGCUUCGCCGGCUGCUUACCAGAGUCCAGCCUACAAAGGGUGUGGGAUAAAGUCAUCAGCGGCUCCUGUAAGAUCCUGGUGUUUGUAGCAGUGGAGAUUCUGCUCAGCUAUAAGAUCAUGAUCAUGGGAAUGAACCAGCCGGACGCAGUUUACCACUUCCUGACUAACAUGCCGCAGGAAAACACAGACGCCAUCGUCACCAAAGCCAUCGAUCUGUGGCACAAAUACUGCGGGACGCCCAUGCACUCUGUCUGAACAACUGUGUGUGUGUGUGUGUGUGUGUGUGUGCGCGUGCGUGCGUGCGUGCGUGCGUGUGUUAGUGUUUUUUUUGAGCGUGUUUGUGAGUGUGUUAGUGUUUAUGAGUGAUUCAGUGUGUGUGCGUGCGUGCGUGUGCGUGUGUGUGUGUGUACACAUGCUGGUGUUGGUGUGUGUUUGUGUGUGUGUGUUUGUUUGAGUGUGUGUGUUUGUGAGUGUGUUAGUGUUUAUGAAUGAUUUUGUGUGUGUGUGUGUGUUUGUUUGUUUGAGAGUGUGUGUGUUUAUUUUUGUGUGUUUGUGAGUGUGUUAGUUUUUAUGAAUGAUUUAGGGUGUGUGUGUGUUUGUGUGUGUGUGUGUUUGUUUGAGAGUGUGUGUGUUUAUUUUUGUGUGUUUGUGAGUGUGUUAGUUUUUAUGAAUGAUUUAGGGUGUGUGUGUGUGUGUGUGUGUGUGUGUGUUUGUUUGAGAGUGUGUGUGUUUAUUUUUGUGUGUUUGUGAGUGUGUCCGUGUUUAUGAAUAAUUUCGUGUGUGUAUGUACUGGUUUUGGUGGUUUACAAGGACAGAAGUGUGUAUAAUAGGUAUUACAACAUUGACAUGGUUUAUGAGGACAUGCGUUAUGUCCUCAUAAUUCAAAACUGGUUAAAAUCACAGUAACAGUCUUCAAAACAGAUAAUGCCAGAUAAACCACCAAAACCUGUCUGUGUGUAGUGGUUUUGGUGGUUUACAAGGACGGAAAUAUGCAUAAUGACCUAUAGAUAUUACAACAUUGAGAUGGUUUAUGGGGACAUGCUUUUGGUUUUGGUGAUUUAUGAGAACUCUCCGUAGGUAUAAUCUAUUUAUACUGUAAAAAUGUGAACAUGAAGACUCUGUUAAUAUGAUUUGAACCAGUUUGAAUUACAAGGACAUAAAGCAUGUCCUCAUAAACCACCUCAAUGUUGUAAAACCAAUUGGUCAUUAUGCACAUUUCUGUCCCUGUAAUCCACCAAAGCCACUACACACAGACAUGUUUUGGUGGUUUAUGAGGACAUGCUUUAUGUCCUCGUAAUUCAAAACUGUUUAAAAUCAUAUUAACAGUCUUCAUGUUCACAUUUUUACAGUAUAAUAUAGAUUAUACCUAUGGAGAGUCCUCAUAAACCACCAAAACCAGUGUGUGUGUGUGUUUAAAUGAACACAUGAGCCAAAUUGUGUAUUAUUUAUAUGUAGAAAGUGCUUCAAAAUCCCCAUUUGAAGAUAGAUAAACCCAAUAACAGCAGCCUGUCGGUCUGGAAAGAACAAGUGUAAAUAAAUCAAUCAAUCAAUAAAGACAGAGAUGCAUAUAAAUCUA
Molecule: messenger RNA, 2437 nt
Organism: Danio aesculapii
Lineage: Eukaryota; Metazoa; Chordata; Actinopteri; Cypriniformes; Danionidae
Gene: tbc1d7
Product: TBC1 domain family, member 7
Exons: 8
Coding region: 232-1116 (294 amino acids)
Biological process (GO): activation of GTPase activity; negative regulation of TOR signaling
Molecular function (GO): GTPase activator activity
Source: RefSeq, a predicted model, not a curated record